CAAACGCGCUCAAGCUGUGAUUGGUUGUUGAGUUCUCUCUCAGCACAAAGAAACAGUACAAAAGAAAGAAAAGAAAAGAUUUUAUACGAAACUAGAAAGAACACCAACCCUAAAUUUCAUUUCAGAGUUUCUGGGUGUAGAUUUAGAACCUCAGGUUAAAAGCCAAAACUCAGGAGAGAGAACUUAAACUCUAAGCUACAAGACAAGCUCUGAUCUUUCUCUUUCUCUCUCUCUCUCUCUCUCUCUCUUAUCUUUCUUUAGGGUUUUCCACUGAGUGAGUAUCUAACUUUCUCUUGUUUUACACAAAUUUGGUUACAGUUUGGUACUGACAUAGAAAAGGAGGAUCAGCUUGUACCAAAGAGAGAGAGAAGAACAAGAAAAGGGAAAGAAAAUAUUGUGGAGAUCAAAACUUUGAUAUAUAGAAAAAAAGAAAUUAAAAUAUAUAAAAAAGGGAAAGAAAAUUAAAAGGGGUGUGUGUGUGGUUGAUUGGGUGGAUAAUAUUUUAGCUGGCAAGGACAUGGGGAGGGGAAGAGUGGAACUCAAGAGGAUAGAGAACAAGAUAAACAGGCAAGUCACAUUUGCAAAGAGAAGAAAUGGGCUUCUGAAGAAAGCCUAUGAGCUCUCUAUUCUCUGUGAUGCUGAGGUUGCUCUCAUCAUCUUCUCUAACCGUGGCAAGCUCUAUGAGUUCUGUAGCAGCUCUAGCAGCAUACUCAAAACACUGGAAAGGUACCAGAAGUGCAGUUAUGGUCAAGUGGAAGUCAACAAACCUGCCAAGGAACUUGAGAGCAGCUACCGCGAGUACUUGAAACUGAAAGGUCGAUUUGAGUCCCUACAACGAACUCAGAGAAACCUUCUUGGAGAAGACUUGGGUCCCUUAAACACAAAGGAGCUUGAGCAGCUUGAGCGUCAACUGGAGUCCUCCUUGAAGCAAGUUAGGUCCACUAAGACUCAGUAUAUGCUGGACCAACUUUCUGACCUUCAAAAUAAGGAACAAAUGUUAAUAGAAGCAAACAGGGAUUUGUCAUUGAAGUUGGAUGACAUUAGUUCAAGAAACCAAAUUAGACAAUCAUGGGAAGGUGGAAACCAGGGGGGUAUGGCAUAUGGGAGCCAGCAUGCUCAAUCUCAAGGGUUCUUCCAGCCCUUGGAUUGCAAUCCCACCUUGCAAAUAGGGUACUCUAAUGUGGGGUCAGAGCAGAUGAGUGCCACAACUCAUGCCCAACAAGUCAACGGUUUCAUCCCUGGAUGGAUGCUGUGAGAUAAAUCCUCAUAUCAGUCAUAAAAGCUUGCCAAGUAUAUGCUUCUUUAGCUGGCAGUAAAAAAUUUCAUGUAACUUAUUUUCACAUAAAAUCAGCAGUGGCUGAAUUUCAGGGGACCUUUGAAAGGCCUAAUAUCCUUUUAACUUGUUUCACAAGGGGCUUGCAAGAAAUUUAAUUACAAUAUUGGGAACUUAUUUCUUACUUUAACUAU
Molecule: messenger RNA, 1467 nt
Organism: Prunus persica (peach)
Lineage: Eukaryota; Viridiplantae; Streptophyta; Magnoliopsida; Rosales; Rosaceae
Product: developmental protein SEPALLATA 1
Exons: 8
Coding region: 518-1255 (245 amino acids)
Biological process (GO): positive regulation of transcription by RNA polymerase II
Cellular component (GO): nucleus
Molecular function (GO): protein dimerization activity; DNA-binding transcription factor activity, RNA polymerase II-specific; RNA polymerase II cis-regulatory region sequence-specific DNA binding
Source: RefSeq, a predicted model, not a curated record